AUGCAAACUAUGUGCAACAUUAUUGGUCCAAAAACUCCAUUUGACUCCAGACAAAGACCAUAUAAAAAUUAUCAGUUAUCAGGAGAUAGGAGAUAUCACUCGCAUUUCAUUUUCUUGGUAGGUUUACUCUCUUCAGAAGAUGGCAAUCGAGCACAUAAAUUUGAAACUAAUUCAAAGCAAAUUCAAACAAUCCGUGGACGAAAUCGUAUUUCAAGAUAUGUUGCUCGAGGAAUACCUAUCGCUCUAUGUGAUUUAAAAGGAACACCAUUUUCAGUUCUUUAA
Messenger RNA from Dracunculus medinensis (Guinea worm), 282 nucleotides. The record is from the annotation of a GenBank genome assembly. NCBI's taxonomy places the organism in Eukaryota, Metazoa, Nematoda, Chromadorea, Rhabditida, Dracunculidae.